AUGGCGCUACUGCUGCGCCCUGCCGCGCCCGCCCGCCCGCUGCUGCCGCUGUCUCCGCCGCUGCCCGAGAGUCUGCCGGGCGCCAACGGCACCCAGGCGAAGAGCCGCCCGCACGGCUGCGACAACGGGGCGCUGCUGGACCGCUUCGGGGUGCUGGUGCAGGCGCUGCUGGCCGUGGUGGCCUUCAGCACCCUCAUGCGUAAGUGGAGCCCUUGCCUGCCUGCCUGCCUGCCUGCCUGCCUGCCUGCCUUACACCUCCCUCUGACCCUUUCUCCUUUUACCUUUUCCUCCCCUCUUUUCCUGCAAAUGACUCAGUGUCCUGGGUUCGAAUCCCUCGCUGGGCAGAAAGGUUCCUGCUUUGCGCGGGGCUGGACUAGAUGCCUCUCAUGUUCCCCUCAAAUUCUACAGUUCUGCGAUUCUGCCUUUUCCUCCUUUCCCCCCCUUUCUUCAUUCUCCCUUUUCUCUUCUCUCCUCCUUUUCUCUUCCUCUAUUCUCCACCCUCUCUGUUCUCCACCUUUUAUUUUAAUUUGUUUUUAUUAAAGGGUUUCCGUAGUUACCAAGGGUACAUGCAACCUCUCUGUUUUCAAUUCAUAGAGUCCUUUCUGCGGGUCAGUUCGGUUGCAUUUGGUGUGAGACACUGGUGUCGUAGAUAUUGUGAGGUUUAGGGUGGCGGGGGAGAGAAUCUGGGAGAAAGAAGGCGAGUAAUGAAUUUUUAUUCUUUAUUAUGUGUGCAGAAACAAACAAACAGACAAAUAAAAAACCUACGGUAUCCUCACAGUGCUGAUCAAAAACUCCAGUUUUUUUUUAUUUGUUCCUCUCCCUCACUUUUUCUUUCUUCUCUCUCUUUUUUUGCUUUCUGUUCCUCUUCCCUUCUUCUUCUUCUGCUUUCCCCUUCACCUAUCCUGCUAAGGUGGGACGCGGGUGGCGCUGUGGGUUAAACCACAGAGCCUAGGACUUGCCGAUCAGAAGGUCGGCGGUUCGAAUCCCCACGACAGGGUGAACUCCCGUUGCUCGGUCCCUGCUCCUGCCAAACUAGCAGUUCGAAAGCACGUCAAAGUGCAAGUAGAUAAAUAGGUACCACUCCAGCGGGAAGGUAAACGGCAUUUCCGUGCGCUGCUCUGGUUCGCCAGAAGUGGCUUAGUCAUGCCAGAAGUGGCUUAGCCACAUGACCUGGAAAAACUGUCUGCGGACAAGCACUGGCUCCCUCGCCUAGUAAAGCGAGAUGAGCGCCGCAACCCCAGAGUCGGUCAUGACUGGACCUAAUGGUCAGGGGUCCCUUUACCUUUAUCCUGCAAAGGUAGUUAGUUUGUUCAGGGACAGCAGUUGAGUUAUUGAGUGUUGCCAGAAUCCCAGCCUCCCAACAGCAAGGCUCUGCGGAUCCUUGCGAAAGGACACUUUUGGUGGAGAAGAUGCAGCAAAAGGCAAAAGUCGGAUGCACUGAAAUCCCAUAUGCUUGAGAAGCAUCUCUGACACCUGGCCAUUCAGCCGCCUUCCUUGAAGUGGUCUCCUCUUGCCCCCCCUCCUUUAGCCUUCCUCAGAGUGACCCUUUGCAAUCUGCCUGCCUGCUGCCCCAUCCUCCGGCCAUCUUGCACCUCUGACUCUGAAACAGGUUCCCUACCCCCCUAAAUAUCGGUCAGAUGAAAUCAUUAAAAACCUUGCAAUCAAUCAAAAAAGUGCCCUUAAUUAAUCUAGCAGCCAGUGGGGUUUUUUCAUGGAAAAGUGCUGGCAAUUCCUGUCUUGAUCUGAGUGUUGUUGGCGGCAGCAUAAAAUGAUUGCCGUUGUCUCAAAAAAAAAAAGAGGCGAUGGUACUCCCGAACAAAAAGCAGUGUGUGUGUGUUAUUAUCUUUAAUGCAAGUAUUUAGAAAAGCUGCACCUAGAAUUAUAGAAAUGUUGAGUUGGAAGGGACCCCGAGGGUCAUCUAGUCCAACCCCCUGCGAUUCAGGACUCUCAACUAAAGCAUCCAUGGCAGAUGGCCUCCCAAAAGGUUCAAGGAAAGAGAGUCCACCACCUCUCAAGAGAGACGGUUCCACUCUUGAACCACUCUUACUGUCAGAAAACUCUUCUUGAUAUUGAGUCGGAAUCUCCUUUCUUAUAACUUGAAGCCAUUGGUUUAGGUCCUACCCUCCAGAGCAAGAGAAAACAAGCUUGCUCCAUCUUCCAUGUGACAGCCCUUGAGAUAUUUGAAGAUGGCUCUCAUAUCUCCUCUCAAGUUUCCUCUUAUCCAGUCUAAACAUACCCAGUUCCCUCAACCGUUCCUCUUAAGUCUUGGUUGCCUUCCUCUGAACACUUGUCAAUAUCCUUCUUAAAUUGUGGCGCCCAGAACUGGACACAGUAUUCCAGAUCUAUUUGGCCUGCCUUGUUGAGGAGUUGAGGUUAGACCGAUGAAGGACUGAUGGGCUUGAAGUUUGAUGUUGCAUCUUAGUCUGACUGAAUAUUAGGGUGCCUUAAUUUUGUCCUAAUAGGCUUUGCCCUGACUUUGUUAUUAUUAAUUUAUGUGACUUUAUUAGUCACUUAUCAGAAAAAGAAAAAUCUCCAAAUGGUUUAUGUACCCUUGGCCUUCUAAAGAGUAAUCUUAGCAUGUAAUGAUGUCUCUUGGGCCUGUCCCAACUUCUCCCCAGACAUGAAAGUUACUCUCUUGCGCUUCUCUUUUAAUAACUGAGGGCCAUGGUGGAAUCUUCUGGGGGUAUCACAUAUUCAGGUCUGUCAAGAGGCCUAGGAACUUAGCUUCUGUUUAAGGCUUGGACUUGUAAGUAGCAAGAGCUGUUGCUGUUUUAAGGGGACAAAAGUGAGGAGAUAAGUUGCUCUCACAGCUAGUGCAUGCAUGCAUCCUAAACCUGGAUCGUAAACUUUGCCUAUUAUCUGAACGUCCUAAACAUUUCCCCCCACCCAGCACCCCCUGGGUUUUGCUCUUUAGCCAGAUGCACCAAGUGCAUCCUAGCUGUUUGUCUUGCCAUGUGUUGCUCCCGGGACUCCGCCACGCAGCUGCUGAGUCGGUUGCCUUGCAUUGUUCUACAAAACUCAGCCAUCUGGAUGAGUGGCGUUGGUGAAGCUAAGAAUGCAAAGAGGGGAGGGGCCUAGCUCAUCGGCUGCGGGCAAGUCCUGUGUCUGCACAUGUCCCUGACGGAGGGCUCUGUUUUGAGCUGGAGAUGUGGAUAAGCACAGAAAUCCAAAUCUUGCAUGUGUUUUCCUUUUGUGCAUUCCGCAGUCAGAGGCAUUAAGAGCUUCUGAGUACCAAUUGCUGGAAACCAUAAGAAGAGGAGAGUGCUGUUGUAUUUUGUUUUUUAACUUUUAUUGAUAAAUGCAAUGCUUACAAACACAAACCAGAACAUUAAACAAACUUAUGUUGUUGUUGUUGUUUAGUCAUUUAGUCGUGUCCGACUCUUCGUGACCCCAUGGACCCGAGCACGCCAGGCACUCCUGUCUCCCACUGCCUCCCGCAGUUUGGUCAAACUCAUGCUGGUAGCUUCGAGAACACUGUCCAACCAUCUCGUCCUCUGUCGUCCCCUUCUCCUUGUGCCCUCCAUCUUUCCCAACAUCAGGGUCUUUUCCAGGGAGUCUUCUCUUCUCAUGAGGUGGCCAAAGUAUUGGAGUAUUUAACUGAGAAUCAAUCACUUUCAGUGCAUCAUUUGAGAAAAAAGACUGUAGAGCCAUCUUGUUCAAGACUUUCCAUUUUGUCGACUUCACCCUUGGUUUAAGAAGACAUUUGGCACCUACCUUGUAUAUCUAAGUUUCUAAUACUGCGUGGUGGUAUUUGUAGAUCUAGCUCCCUCCCUUAAGCACAAUUUGUUUGGCUACCCCACCCCAGAUGUUCACCAAGCCACAGAGACAAGAGGAAAGAGCACUGGAAGACCAAACCAAACUUUGGAAAAAGAAGUCAUGGCUUGCUUUAUCAUCAGUGGGACAACUUGCUAUUUUGUUAAACUGCAGUUUAGUGUUAAUGCACUAAGUAGGCACUGCAGAGUGAACAGUCCUGUUCUACGCGGACUUGUAAAUUUGGGUUUGAAAUUUCACCUCGUUGGGUGAAGCUGAAGCAGAAACAAAGUGCCGCCGUCUCAGAGUUGCGACUGAAAUUAAUUUAAAUGGUUCACAGAAAGACUCUGGGUCCCAGGGAGAAUAGGAAAGUACACAUACGGCCUCUCCAGAUGUCCUUUUUAUUGAACAUUCAUCAUGAUUUGUGCUCGUGAUGUUAUGUGGCAGUGAUCUACGAUACUGCUUUUAAUCCCAUUCGCACCUGUAGACUUUCCAAGGCGGUCGCACUGCUUUCUUCGUAAUAAGUGUGCGUCCUGUCAUUUCCUGCUAAAAUCCUGUGACAUUUCAUACCACAAAUGUUCUGAUUAGAGGGUUUUUUCUGGUCCUGCUUUUGUUGUGCUAUAGUGCAAGGGUGCUGCUCCAUACAGAAAGAAAGCAGAAGCCAUUGCAGAACAGCCAACAGAGGAAAUAUUGAGGAAACAUUGCAGAACAUCUAACAAAGCAGAACGGUGUGUGGAGGGUCUGGUAUAAAUUAAUCACAAAUGUGGUUUAAUUGCAUCAGUGAUAUUUUGCAGUAUACACCCAUCCUGUCCCCCCCCCCCCAAAGCAAGGAAAAACUAAGCCCAGUUGGAGUGGCCCAUAGAAUAAGGCUAAAUAAAACUAAAGGUUUUUUAAAACUUUGCAAGGAAACCACCAAUGGAAACCCAUCAUUCUGCCAUUCCUCUGAAAGGAGCCCAGGGCAGAACUAAGGAUUGGAUCUGGUACAAAGGUGCUUCCUCUGUUCUUAUAAGAACCUGCAAGGAAAAUAACAACAACAACAACAACAACAACAACAACCACCACCUUCAAAGAUCAUUAGAGUUGUCAUCCAGCAACAUCCUGAUUUAAGUUUUUCAGAACCCUCUCAAACGUACACAAGAAAUACUGUAUUUUUUGCUCUAUAAGACUCACUUUUUCCCUCCUAAAAAGUAAGGGGAAAUGUUUGCUGCUUUCACUGCCUAGCGAUCCCUCUUGCUGUUCUGGCUUCUGAGAAUAUUUUUUUUCUUGCUUUCUUCCUCCAAAAACUAGAUGUGUCUUGUGGUCUGGUGCAUCUUAUAGAGCGAAAAAUGCGGUACCCCUUGUCAUCUGAAAUCAUCAAAUUUCAAGUGUGUGUGUUGUCCUCACGAUGCCCUCCGUUGAAGAUGCUGAUUCCACAGCGGCAUCCCAGAAUUGCUUUGAUGUGCAUCUGACGCCCCCCCCCAACUUUUUAGGUCAAGCAAAAUGAAAUGGAUCCCAUGGCCCCCUUAAGCCCCCAUAAUCUUGGCUGGCGCUCUCCAGUGCAGAGCCAUCUCUGAAUUAAUGCCCUAUUAAGCAGUUAAUUAUUUCUCUCUCAUACUCCCUUUUAUCUUUUAAUGCAGCCGUUUUACUGCCUGUGAUAAUUACACCGUCUCUGAUAACUCUCUUAAAUCUAAUGAGGCCUGACAAGACCUGCUCAACAAGGCUGCACAUCAUUAACUCUCCUCCUUUCAAAGUUGUCAUCUUAUCACCCUCAACAACUGUAUUAUUUUGUGUCAUUUUCCAGAAAGAGAGGAUCUGUGUUUGUGUGUGUGUGUUAUCCUCGGAUCUCCUGGCUAGCUAAGAACCAGGUUCAUCACUUCCAGGCUUCCUCACCCUGAUUUGCUAGCAGAAUGCUGCUUAGUGAAAUUGACUUCCUGCGGCUUCUGCCAUAAAACUGAAUGGGUUCCCAUUUAGUUCUGUGGGAGGAAGUUGUUGUUUAGUUGUUUAGUCGUGUCCGACUCUUCGUGACCCCUUGUGAUCCUUGAGCCCAGAAGUCCCUGAAGCAAACCUUGACCUGUUGAUGAAUCUUUGUUUACUGUCCUUCUGGUUGACACUAAGAACAGAAGACCCUGCUGGAUCAGUCCAGCGGCCCAGCAUCCCUUUCUUGUGGUGGCCAACCAGAUGCCCUGGUCCUGAAUGGGGUAACUGUGCCCCUGAAGGACCAGGUGCGCAGCCUGGGAGUCAUUUUGGGCUCACAGCUGUCCAUGGAGGCGCAGGUCAAUUCUGUGUCCAGGGCAGCUCCAUCUGUACGCAGGCUGAGACCCUACCUGCCUGUGAGCUGCCUUGCCAAAGUGGUGCAUUCUCUGGUUAUCUCCUGCUUGGACUACUGCAAUGCGCUCUACGUUGGGCUACCUUUGAAGAUGACCCAGAAACUACAACUAAUCCAGGAUGCGGCAGCUAGACUGGUGACUGGGAGCGGCCGCCGAGACCACAUAACACAGGUCCUGAAAUACCUACAUUGGCUCCCAGUACAUUUCUGAGCACAAUUCAAAGUGUUGGUGCUGAGCUUUAAAGCCCUAAACAGCCUUAGUCCAGCAUACCUGAAGGAGCGUCUCCACCCCAUCAUUUUACCAACACGGAGGUCCAGCUCCGAGGGCCUUCUGGCGGUUCCCUCACUGCGAGAAGCAUAGCUACAGGGAACCAGACAGAGGGCCUUCUCAGUGGUGGCGCCCACCCUGUGGAACACCCUCUCAUCAGAUGUCAAGGAAAUAAACAACUAUCUGACUUUUAGAAGACAUCUGAAGGCAGCCCUGUUUAGGGAAGCUUUUAACAUUUGAUGAAUUACUGUGUUUUAAUAUUUUGCUGGAAGCCACCCAUAGUGGCUGGGGAAACCCAGCCAGAUGGUUGGGGUAUAAAUAAUAAAUUAUUAUUAUUAUUAUUUUACAGAACCGUCCCCCUGCCCUUUCUACAGCCAUUAAAAUGUUUGUCUUUCUUUACAGUAAAACGAUUUAAGGAACCGAAAGGAGAGAGGCGACCCUGGAGAAUAUGGUGAGAUCACUUUGUUUUUCCUUAAAAAAAAAAAAAAUUGAAAAAAACCUCUGUAUUACAGUAUGUUGUAAGUCACUCAGAGGCUUUGUUGUGUAGCGAGCGACUUAAAAAAGUUCAAUAUAUAAUAGCAAUGCGUUCCAAACUCUUUCAAGGUUUUACGAUACGUCGAAGCAAGCCAUAGGCGCCCUUUUCAUCCACUUUGCCAACGUCUUCCUGUCUGACCUGACUGAAGAAGACCCCUGCUCUCUGUGAGUUUGGCUUUGCAUGUGAAGGGACCUGGGUGGGCGUCGGGGGCUGGAGUCAGGCUCAGGUCAGCCAUAAAGCACCCCGUGUCUGUGAAGUUAACUCUCCAAGGAAACCAAAACAGCUCAGGUCUAGUGAUCACCACAGCUCUUCUCAGGAGGUGUUGCCCCAACGAGGCAGUUGCAAGGUGUUACAUAUGAAAAAUGGUCCAUCAAGACUUAAGGUCUUCUGGAUCCUUAAUAAAAUGAUCUUGAACAAGUUUGGUGAAAUAGGAAAGCUUUAUCGAAUACGCUUGCAAGCUGGUAACCUGAGUACAGAACAGGCACACCAAGAUACAGAAACCACAGCAUGUCUUGUUUGUUUUAUUAACAUAAUAUCAUCCCAUUUCCCCUGCUAAUCAUUGUACAAAUAUGGUCAAGAGCCCCCUUAGAUAAUUUUAUUGACCCAUCAGCAGAAUAUCUGUAUUGCAGGGUGGUCUUCAUUACCUACUCACUGACCACAAGCUGCUCUACUUUUGUGCCUUAGCCAUUGUCUGUCCCUAAUACAAGUUCAAGCCAGUUUCUUUAUCUGGUAUUAACCAACAGGCAUAGAUAUGUGCGGUUCCCAUGUUCAUGUUCACAACCGCAAGCUACAUCCUUUGUGUGUCUUACAAUGUGAACCUUGCAAGUGUGAGAUGUUUGGUGUCUAGGAGAUACAUCACUUUUCUAAUCUGUCUUCUUCAUAUCCUGGGGUUGUCUUGUGGUUACUUUUAUCAGUUCUAAGCUGUCGGUUUCUGUACUCACUAUUCGCCUAGCAGGCAUCCGUUCUUUAUAUGAGAAGCAAAUAAAGCAUAAAACAGAAUCAAUGUAAGGGAAAUAAUUGCAAAUGUAAGGGUAAAGAAUUGCUUAGAAGCAUCUUAUUCAAAAAUAGCCAACCUAUAGAUUAAAAAGCAGAGACAUCACCUUGCCAACAAAGGUCCAUAUAGUUAAAGCUAUGGUUUUCCCAGUAGUGAUGUAUGGAAGUGAGAGCUGGACCAUAAAGAAGGCUGAUCGUCGAAGAAUUGAUGCUUUUGAAUUCUGGUGCUGGAGGAGACUCUUGAGAGUCCCAUGGACUGCAAGAAGAUAGGGCUGAUUUCCUUAAGAAUGGAUAGGUUCUGAGUGCUCACUAGAAGGACAGAUCCUGAAGCUGAGGCUCCAAGACUUUGGCCACCUCAUGAGAAGAGAAGACUCCCUGGAAAAGACCCUGAUGUUGGGAAAGAUGGAGGGCACAAGGAGAAGGGGACGACAGAGGAUGAGAUGGUUGGAUGGUGUUCUUGAAGCUACCAGCAUGAGUUUGAACAGACUGCGGGAGGCAGUGGAAGACAGGAGUGCCUGGCGUGCUCUGGUCCAUGGGGUCACGAAGAGUCGGACACGACUAAACGACUAAACAACAACAACAACAUAGAUUGAAAUGUAGACUGUAAUGAGUGUGCUCAAAUAAAUGUUUGGAUAAAACAUCUUAUUUCAUAAACAAUGAAGAGGCAACAAUAUAUUAUUUCUCACACAAUGUCCCCACGUUCCCACCACUCCCUAAGACUCCUUCUCCCCCUGGGUCCUUCCCAAGCAAUCUCAGGCUCCUUCGCCCAGUGGCGUAGCGUGGGGGGUGCAGGGGGGGCCGGCCGCACCGGGCGCAACAUCUGGGGGUUAGGGUUAGGGGGCGCAAAUUCACGGGUUAGGGGGCGCAAAUCCACGGGUUAGGGGGCGCAAAUUACUUGCCUUGACCCGGGUGCUGACAACCCACGCUACGCCACUGCCUUCGCCUAUUUUCUCAUUGCUCCACCCUCUUCAUUCCUCUUCGUUUUCUGGGAGACCGGGGAGAAAGGGAGCUGGUCCCAGCAAGAGGAAGAGGCUCUCUAGCUUCAACAACCUGCCUCCACUCUGCCUCUUGGUCCCCCUCUGAUUCUGGCCUGCUCUCUGCCACAGACUCUUCCUGCUCACUAAGCCCUGUUGCCUCUUCAGCUUCCGAGACCUUAUCCCCGCCUUCUUCCUCUGACCACUCAAUGCCGUCCCACCACCACUUCCCGGGCUCUGAGCCCUCUGUCACGGUCCGGUUCAUGGGCGAUCAAAGUCCCGGCAGGGAAUGUCAGGACCGGGGAAAAGAUGGCGAGGUGGGUGCAGGAAUGGGGGUCCGGAAGCCAGGAAGCCAAGCGUCCGAGGGUCAGAGAGCCGGGAGUCAAGAAGCCAAGGGUCCGAGGGUCAGGAAGCAAGGAGUCACAAAGUCAGGGGUCCGAGGAUCAAGAAGCAAGGAGUCACGAAUUCAGGGGUCUGAGGAUCAAGAAGCAAGGAGUCACGAAGUCAGGGGUCUGAGGAUCAAGAAGCAAGGAGUCACGAAGUCAGGGGUCUGAGGAUCAAGAAGCAAGGAGUCACAAAGUCAGGGGUCUGAGGAUCAAGAAGCAAGGAGUCACGAAGUCAGGGGUCUGAGGAUCAAGAAGCAAGGAGUCACAAAGCCGAGGUUCAAGGAUCAAGAAGCAAGAAGUCAAACACAGCAAGGAAGGAAUCGUGUUCCUGUGGCAAAGAGCCAAAGGGAAAUGCUGACCUUAUAUCCCUUCCCGGCUCUUGCCACCAGGUGCUGUGAGUUACCAAUCGGCCUCAUCUGUGCGGCCGCGCCUUGCCUCUUGAGAACAAACUUAGGAAGGUCCCAGUCCUGCAAAGUCCUGUUGGUCACAGGGCCUGGCUCCUGCACGCACACCUGACACCCUCUUCCUUUGGGGGUUCCCCAGCUGGUGCCUCCAAUGCACCUCUUCGUCCAGCCAGCCCAUAGCAGUGGGUCUAUCUUCCGGGGCAGUGCAUGUUUGGAACUGGGGAACACCCAGUGGAGAGUGAUCUCCGCCUAAGUCAGACUGCAGAGAAAAAGCAAUUUGGUUCCGGAAAUUCAUUCCGAUUGUGCAGAUAAAAUAUAACAGAUAGCAUUCUGCAGGAUGGGGUAUUAGUUUGUGAAAACAGUCCAGAUCCAAUGAUCCCAAGAUGGUGGAGAUGUCAGGCACAAUCCUGGCGGCCCAGGAAACUUCACUUAGUCGCAAGUGGCCGAUAGAUGCAAAAUGCUCCUGGCGCCUGGCUAAUUUCGAACACUGCCCUUGAUGUGUCUGAACCAGAGCAGGAGGAGAAGGCCAGUGGUCUAGGGAAUGGAGAACUGGGUCCCUGGUGUGGCAGGUUGGCAGAGGGGUGUUCCAUCCCCAUGACUUCAGACACCAGGAAGUAUUUGUGUGGAGCCACACCUGACACACUCCUGUCGGCAAGGAGCCUCCUUCGAGGGAGACGGCUGAGGGUAAAUAGGAUGCUGAGCUCCCAAGGAUGUUGAGAUGCCAGCGCAAGAAGAUCUCAAGACCCAACCUACUUGAAGGAGUGCUGUUUGCUCACCCAGUUCCAUCCUCACCAUGCUAAGAGCUGUGCUAACCUGCUUUUUCGAAAGGACGGUCCAGGAGUUUGUGUGUGUCACCUGGUAGAACAACAGUUUAGCUUGUGCUUAGCUGGGUAUCCAUAUCUCUUAAGUAUAUGUUUCACUUUGUAACCUGAGCCCCGCCCAGGUACCAAUCUGAUUUAUCCAUUAAAGCCAGGGUGGAUAAAAAUCAAUUAUUAUUAUUUUUUUAAAAAUAAAAUUUAAAAAUCAGAUUUUAUUUUUUAUUUAAAUCAGAUUUUUUUUUUUUAAAUUUAAAUUGGAUUUUUAAAAUAAAAAGCUUUUGGAGGAAUUUUUUUUCUAAAGAGAGUUUUCUAUUGAAGUUACAUUAUAGUUUAAAGUUUUUCAUGUAUGCUAAAACUCAGUCUAGGUUUUUUUGUUUUUUGUUUUGUUUAACCACAUCAGUUAGCAAACAUGGAUACAUAUGCUACAAUGUUAUUGUUUUAGUUAAAUAAAUUGUUUAAAUUGUUAUUAAGGAAAUGAUUAUUUUUCUCCUUCCAAUAAAGUAUAGCAGAAAAGUUGUCCAAAUAUAAACAGUUAACUUAUUAAACCUCAUAAUAAUUUCAUCAUUAUCUGUCUCUGUAUUUCUAAUAGUAUAACCAAAUCAGUAUUUUUUGAUAUAACUGUAAAAACUACUCUGAAAAUCUAUUAUUCCCAAAAUUGAAACCUUCAUCUGGUUGUCAACAUUAAUAUGAUACCAGCAAGAAUGAGUAUUUCUGUAAAAAGAAAUGAUUUAAAUCAAGUCUUACUGACGAAUAAUUUAAAUCCUGAUUUAAAUUGACUUGAUUUAAAUCAAAUCCACCCUGAUUAAAGCCUUGGGCAGAAAUGGUGGGAGUUUUCAGUGUGUUCUGGAGUGUUCACAUGGGUUUUUAUUUUAUUUUAUUUAUGUAUUUACCUAUACCCCACUCCCUCCCCCUUCAUUGGGACUCAAGACGGCUUACAGAUAAGAAUAAGAACCGCUAAAAAACAGUUGUAUUUUUUUAUUACAGCUACCUGAUGAAUUUCAUCCUGGACGCCACUUUGGGGAUGCUGUUAAUUUGGUUCGGCGUUAAAAUGGUGUCCUGGGUUGUGGAGGGUCGGAAAUGCAUGCAUCUUGUCUUCGGGGAGUAUGGUAAGUCGAGACCAAUCUACUUCAGAUGGUUGGUGGUUCAAAUCCGCACAAUGGGGUGAGCUCCCGUUGCUCUGCCCCAGCUCCUGCCAGCCUAGCAGUUUGAAAGCACACCAGUGCAAGUAGAUAAAUAGGUACCAUUGUGGCGGGAAGGUAAACGGUGUUUCCGUGCACUCUGGCUUCCAUCAUAGUGUCCCGUUGCACCAGAAGCGGUUUAGUGAUGCUGGCCACAUGACCCGGAAAGCUGUCUGUGGACAAACGCCGGCUCCCUUGGCCUAAAAGCGAGAUGAGCACCGCAACCCCAUAGGCGCCUCUGACUGGAGCUUUUACCUUGACCAUGACCGUGGGCUAGUCACACUUCUUUGAAGUCUAUCAGCCUCACUCACCUCACAGAGUGUUUGUUGUGGGGGAGGAAGGUAAAGGAACAUUGUUAGCCAUUUUGAGACCCCUUAGGGUAGUGAUAAAGCGGGAUAUCAAAUCCAAACUCUUAUUCUUCUUUACCUUUACUUGUUUUGACCCAAUAACAAAGGACAUGUGCACAAGUUAAGUUGUCUUCCUGCCCAGAAUAAUGUGGCAAGAUUCAGAGAAGCCGCUUUCAUAGAAUUGUUGAGUUGGAAGGGGUACCACGAGGAUCAUGUAGUCCAACCCCUUGCGAAAGACACACCAUUGAAAUUACAAAACACCACUUACCGUAUUUUUCGCCCCAUAGGACGCACUUUCCCCCCUCCAAAAAUGAAGGGGAAAUGUGUGUGAGUCUUUGGGGCGAAUGCAGGCUUUCGCUGAAGCCUGGAGAGCGAGAGGCAUCGGUGCGCACCGACCCCUCUCGCUCUCCAGGCUUCAGGAAGCUAUCCGCAAGCCUUGCAGCCCCGGCGAGUGUCCGCAAGCCUUGUGCGCCCGGCAGAAGGUCCAGCUGGGUGCGCGAGGCUUGGGGCGGCAGCCUGUCGCCCGAAGCACGGGGAGCCCUCCGGAGGGCUCCCCGUGCUUCGGGCAGGUGUGCGCAAGGCUUGGGGCGGCAGCCGCGGCGGGGGGGGGAUAUAUUUUGUUUAUUCAUUCCCCCCCCAAAAAACGAGGUGCGUCCUAUGGGCCGGUGCGCCCUAUAGGACGAAAAAUACGGUAAUUUUGGUCUGUUCUGAAAUUGUCUUUUUUGUGGCAGCUUGUCCUUACAGUUCCACUGGGUGGCAGCAGUUCCUACCAAAUGCGAAAUCUGACUUCACAGACAGAUCUUAAACCGCACUUUGCCUGAUGUGAGAUAAAUUGUCAGUCCUGAUACUUAAAGAGCAGCUCGCCCACCCACCCACCCCCCAGUUUAAUUUUCGUUUUAUAACAUAUAUACCACAGGGAGAGCAAUUAUAACAGGCAAAAAUUAAAAGAUCAAAACAACACCACAAAACAGGCAUUCAGAAUGAGUACAAUUGCGCAGGGGUUAAAGUAAAAGUCCAAGUAAAGACUAUCGGCGUUAUCAUGUUGUAAGUUAGUUGGAUGUUAGUAGGGGAGCUGGCACUGGUCUUAUUGGCUAAUGGAACAGGCCAGAAAAUAGCUUAUCUCCUGAGUUUACGCCAAUAAAACUCAGAGAUGUGAGGAGUUAGGAGUCCAUUGUUUAUUGCAAAGCAAUAGGUUACAGUCGGAUCCUUCCGCAAAACUGCAACCCCGCCUGGAGGUCCAGGCAGUGGUAUUCAUAAAGUUUCAAACAAAGCAUUUCAAUUUCCACCAAUCAUAUACAUCAUUACCUCAUUUCAUCUUUAAUACGCAUGCGCAAUAAGCACUGGCAAUUUCUGCUGAUUAAGUUCUGAUUCCCACCGUGUUCUGUUACAUUGUGUUAGUGUGCAUGUUGGGGACCUGUGUUACGUGUAGCCAUUUGCACCACGUAGCAACUUGUUGUUGUUUAGUCGUCUAGUCGUGUCCGACUCUUCGUGACCCCCUGGACCAGAGCACGCCAGGCACUCCUGUCUUCCACUGCCUCCCGCAGUUUGGUCAAACUCAUGCUGGUAGCUUCGAGAACACUGUCCAACCAUCUCGUCCUCUGUCCCCCCCCUUCUCCUUGUGCCCUCCAUCUUUCCCAACAUCAGGGUAUUUUCCAGGAGUCUUCUCAUGAGGUGGCCAAAGUCUUGGAGCCUCAGCUUCACGAUCUGUCCUUCCAGUGAGCACUCAGGGCUGAUUUCCUUCAGAAUGGAGAGGUUUGAUCUUCUUGCAGUCCAUGGGACUCUCAAGAGUCUCCUCCAGCACCAUAAUUCAAAUUCUGGCGGUUCUGGUCCUUGCCAAAACCAUCCUUGCUGAAAUAUCACAUGGCAGUGAACUCAAAACAGACCAUUUUCUACCAUUGCCCUGCCUUGCCUUCCCCUCUGUUCUUCAUGAAACAUCAACCAUCGCUCGCCUCAGGCAACUUAGCAAAGGCAUCUCUUUUUGACCAGGCUUUCCUGAUCUGUGGCAUUCUUUCUGAAUUCCUGCUUUUUUAUCUGUGCUACGGCUGGGUAAUAUAGCAAUAUAUCAUCUGAAACCGGUUUGAAGGCCAUAUAGUGAUAUCGGUUUCAUAAUUUUUGACCUGGCAAUAUGUCACAAAUCAUGACGUCUGUUUGUGCGCUGUGCAAAAAUCACAAUGUGGGGAAAACUGUGAAGCGACCCAACCAGGGCCGGAUUAAGGUUUGAUGAGGCCCUAAGCUACUGAAGGUAUUGGGGCCAUUUAUAUGUCCAGCUAUCCUUUGUCAACAACAAAUUGCCACUGGUUUUUGUGUUGAAUAUAUGCUAUCUGGUAAUUUCUGGACCUAUAGGGACGCGGCUGGCACUGUGGGUUAAACCACAGAGCCUAGGACUUGCCAAUCGGAAGGUCGGUGGUUCGAAUCCCCGCGACGGAGUGAGUUCCUGUGGCUCUGUACCAGCUCCUGCCAACCUAGCAGUUUGAAAGCACGCCAGUGCAAGUAGAUAAAUAGGUACCGCUCCGGUGGGAAGGUAAACGGCGUUUCCCUGUGCUGCUCUGGUUCGCCAGAAGCGGCUUAGUCAUGCUGGCCACAUGGCACGGAAGCUGUACACCGGCUCCCUCGGCCAGUAAAGCGAGAUGAGCGCUACAAUCCCAGAGUCGGUCACAACUGGACCUAAUGGACCAUUCAGAGCCCUUUACCUUUAAUAGGUAUCUCAAGCCAUUUGCACAUGUUGCCAUGCAACCAGUCCAUGCAGAAUGUAGGCACCUUAUAUAUAGAAAUGAGCAAAAUGAGUAGUAUUUUAGGGAGCAGGCUAGCAGGCGGAGCCCAUUACUUACAUCAUAGGCGCCUACACAACACAAAACACUGUUGCUGUAUGUAGGUUUUAAUUUAUUUGUUUUUUAUCUUAUAUUUUGGAAAUGUACAUCCAGGUGUUUUUUCCUUUACAUUUUUUUGGGGGCCCCAAGAGAGUGGGGCCCUAAGCUAUAGUUUGUGUAUCUUAUACGUAAAUCCGGCACAGCACCCAAUGGCUCUACAUUUCUCCAUCCUUAUUUCAGACAUCGCGUUACAUCAGCAUAUUGCGAUGUUUCGUUGGUGACAUAUCACAAUGUUGAAAACCAGCCCUAAUCAGUGUUUAUAAUACUCCUUUUACUGUUUAUGCUGUACCUUGGUUUUUAUAACGUUGCGUUUAUGCUCUGUUUUUGUAUACAUAUGUGGUUUUAAAAGAUCAAGCAGUUUUGAAAUGCUUUUUAAAAAGAAGUGUUUAAAAGUGUGCACUAAAAACAAAAUAAAGCCCAAGCACCCAGCCCCUAAGAUUGCAAAGACAGGGUGGGCUUGUUGAAAACAUGUGAGACUGCGACUGGUUAAAAUCUCAGGAACUAGAAGAUGAAGCUGAGAGCAAAACAUUGGCUAGGACAAAUUAGGGUUUCCGAUCCUUUUCAAAACUUAAAAAUAUUUAGUUAUUUGUCUCCUUUUCCAGGCAAAGCCAGUACAGCUGCCUGGGGUGGGGGUGGGAGGGAGGGAGCUAUAGUUUAGAGGGCGCCCGGUUGACUUAAGACUGUUCAAGCAUCUUCCAUGAUCAGGUUUGUGUUUGGGCUGUGGGAAACAUGAGUCUUUUGUUUUGGUUGCUGGAUUUUGAACCGAAGGCCCGUGUGUGUGUGUUUGUGUGUGUGUGUGUGUGUGUGUGUGUGUGUGUGUGUUUUGAUUCUGGCCUGUUGUCAUGGCGACGUUCAAACAUUUCCAUCACAAUUCUUACUCCCCGAAGAGCAGCCAAAACGAGUUCUUAACCAUUUUUGUUUGGCUUCAAAAAGAAAUCAUUCUUCCUCCCCAUCUUCUGCUCUCCCCACCCCUACCCUCCAUGGAGAUUUUUGAAGCGUGAGCAAUCAAGAUAGGGAAACACCUGCCUCCUUUUAAAAACCCAGCGUCGCGAAUUUGCUGGCAGGCAAACCUGUUUGCAGACCUUUGGAGGCUGAUGGGGACACAUAUCUCUGUGUGGGAGCAUCAAAAGGUUUUUUUCCAGGCAAGGCAGGGCCUCCUUGGUGGUGGUUUUCUGCUUGUUGAAUGUCCUCCCUGGUGAGGUGCAUGUCCUCCUCCCCCCCCUUAUUAACAUUGAGGAGAAAUUAAAAAUAUUCCUGCUCACCCUGAUAUUGGGUUGCUAAACGGUGCUGUGUGUUGUUCAGCUGAGUUUUACUUCGAUGCUGAAGAAAUAUAGAAUUGUUGAGUCGCAAGGGACCCCGUGGGUCAUCUAGUCCAACCCCCUGAAAUGCAGGAAUCUUUCACUCAACGUGGGGUUCGAACCCACAACCCUGAAAUUAAGAGUCUUGUGCUCUUUGGUCCCAGGCUCAACCCCCAGUCAUCUGAAUCCCACUCCCUCCUCAUCUCGGCACCUAGCCAACUUCACAGGGCUGUUGUGGAAUUAAAUUGGAAGAGAGAAACAUGUACGCUGCCAAGAUCUCUCAGGGCGGGGUGUCACAGCCCGGUUCAUGGGUGAUUGAAGUCCAGGUUGGGGACGUCGGGACAGGGGUCAAGAUGGUGGGGUGGGAGCAGGAACAGGGGUCCAGAAGCCAGGAGUCAGGGGGUCAGAGAGCCAGGAGUCAAGAAGCCAAGAGUCCGAGGGUCAGGAAACAAGGAGUCACGAAAUCAGGGGUCUGAAGAUCAAGGAACAAGGAGUCAUGAAGUCAAGGGUCCGAAGAUCAAGGAACAAGGAGUCACGAAGUCAGGGGUCCAAGGAUCAAGAAGCAGGGAGUCAAACGCAGCAAGGCAGGAAGCAUGUUGUUGUGGCAAAGAGCCAAAGGGAAAUGCUGGCCUUAUAUCCCUUCCCAGCUCUUGCCACCAGGUGCUGUGAGUUACCAAUCGGCCUCAUCUGUGCCUCUCCAGAACAAACUUAGGAAGGCCCCAGUCCUGCAAAGUCCUAUUGGUCACAGGGCCUGGCUCCAGCACACACACCUGACACUGGGGGCGGGGGGAGAGAAAGGUGAGAUCUAAGCAUAUUAAAAAAUAUAAAAAUUACUUGGAUUGAAUUAUCUGAACCAUGGGUAGGCAAACUAAGGCCUGGGGGCCGGAUCUGGCCCAAUCGCCUUCUCAAUCUGGCCCGCGGACGGUCCGGGAAUCAGCGUGUUUUUACAUGAGUAGAAUGUGUCCUUUUAUUUAAAAUGCCUCUCUAGGUUAUUUGUGGGGCAUAGGAAUUCAUUCAAUAAUUUUUUUCAAAAUAUAGUGUGGCCCCCCACAUGGUCUGAGGGACAGUGGACCGGCCCUCUGCUGAAAAAGUUUGCUGACCCCUAAUCUGGACUGUUGUCUUGAUUUCAAGUGCUUCUGGGGAAAACCAGCGACCAUCUGGAUGCUUUAGCUGUGAUACCUGCAUUGCUGCGGGUUGGACUAGAUGACCCUCGGGUCCCUUCAGACUCUAUGGUUCUGUGAAGCGCUCUCUGUCCAGCUAAAGCAUCGUGGGCAAAUGGCCUGCCUGUUCAAUUCUGUUGCCUGUACCGCGUGACGCAAGGGCAUCAUUCAUCUUCAAUGCACGACCUCCUUUGCCAAGAUGUCAAGCAGAGCUCUCCCCCUUUAAAUGCAAGUGACCUUUCAAUAUUGGCUUUUGUGCUUUGUACAGAGGAGUAACUGUUCUCUGGGCUUUUUUCCAGCCUUUGCUGUCUUUUAUAGCUGCUCGUGCGUCUUCCGAUUUGUACGUGAGUUUGCACAGUUUCACACAAAGACUCAGUAAAUCAGGCAGGCUAAUGUCUCGGGGCUGCUGCCUGCUCAGGACCUUGGAAUCGCGGCGGAUUAAAAAUAAUCCCAGGGUGCAGCUCAUAGCAAAAGCAGCAACGCUCCCUUACAAGGCAGUCAAAUUCCACCAUCUCCUGGGAAGUGCGUGUACACCCUGGAGGGGAAGUUUUGGUGCUAGAGGGCAGUGGAGAAACGAGCUAGGAAAGACGGAAGCUGAGAUUUGGGACUUGUCUUUGCUGCAGACAGUGGUGGCAAUGGGUGCUCAAUGGUACUUGUGCUGUGGGUGGUAGGAAGACCACCAGCAGGGGGCGCCAGAGCCAGCCACAGGCAGAGCCGUCUGCCGGAAAGGACCAUAGCUCAGUGGUAGAGCAUCUGCUUUGCAGGCGCAAGGUCCUGGGUUCAAGUCCCGGCACUUUCAGGUAGGGCUAGGAAUUGCAUUUGUGAAGAGUUGCCCCGCUGCCAGUCAGUGAAGGCCAUUCUGAGCUAGAUGUGGCCGGAUUUCAUAUAAGGCCAUUUCCUGUGUUAAAACCCUCCCGACUGGUCGUAAGUAAGACGACAGGAAGGUGGGAGCUGGCUGAGAGGUCUAAGGCUGGUGGGGCGCAGUGCUUACGGAAGCUUUUCAUGUUUGAUGCAUUAUUGUAUUUUAAUACAGUGCUACCUCUGGAUGCGAACGGGAUACGUUCCGGAGCCCCGUUCGCAUCCUGAAGCAAACGCAACCCGCACCUGCGUGUCUGUGUAUGUGCAGGCUGUAAUUCGCCACUUCUGCGCAUGCGCAUGACGUCAUUUUGAGCGUCUGCGCAAGCGGCAAAACCCGGAAGUAACGCAACUCCAACCUGAGGUACGACUGUAUUUUGUUGGAAGUCGCCCAGAGUGGCUGGGGAGGCCCAGCCAGAUAGGCAGGGUAUAAAUAAAAAAUUAUUAUUAUUAUUAUUAUUAUUAUUAUUAUUAUUAUUAUUAAGUGCCCAGUUUGCCCUAAUGAGUAGUCACUGGUUGCCCCGACCCAGCAGGCUCCUCUUAUUUCAUUACGUAUUGAAUUGUAGAGUCUGAAGGGACCCCGAGGGUCAUCUAGUCCAACCCCCUGCAAUGCAGGGGAAUCUCAGCUAAAGCAUCCAUGACAGAUGGCCCUACAACCUCUGCUUAAAAACCUCCAAGGAUGGAGAGCCCACAGCCUCCCGAGAGAGACCAUUUCACUCUGUUGUAUUUUGCAUAAACACACCUUUAUUUUAUUUUUUUUAAUAAAUGUUUUUAUUAGCAUUUUCAACAUAUCAAAACGUAUCAUAUUCAUUAUUUCCCCCCCUUUCCUCUCAAACCCUCCCUCCCCUCCCCCAAAGACUUCCCUCAGCUCCUCUCUGAUUUCUCCUCUCCUCUGAUUUCUCAGCACAUAUUAUUCUCUGCAUAAUAUAAAAUUAUACAAGUCCUUCUAUUAUCUGUCUACCAUGUUAUCAAUCAAUAAAUUUGUGUAUGUUUAUUCAAAACCUGCCAAGGAGUCCAGUUCAUUUUGUUCUUUUUAAAUAGUUUGUGAAAAGUCACAGUUGUCCUUGUCUCACAGUUUAGCCAAUUCUGCAUAGUUUGUCAAUUUCUCUUGCCACUGUUCUUUUGUCGGGGUUUCCUCAUUCUUCCAUCUUUGUGCUAUCAAGACGCUGUUGUUGCAUACAUAAAUAAAUUCUUUGUUUUCCAUGGCAGGUCUUGUCCUACUAUCCCUAACAAAAAUGCUUCUGGUUUUUUAAAGAAAUGUCAUUUUAAACAUUUUCUUCAACUCAUUAUAUAUCAUUUCCCAAUUUUUUAAAACUGCAUAAACACACCUUUAACGGCUCAAAAAGUGUUUCGCUUACGUUGUCCCAGAGAUCUUCCACUUGUUGCCAUCUCAGUAAAAGUUGUGCCAAGGUUUAGUGCGGACACAGCCAUUGGUAGUGGAGCGUCCUGCUUCUUCUCUGCCCGGCCCUUGACACUCAACAACAGGGAUGAACUAGGAAGAUGGUCCAGUGACUUUUCCAUCAUUUCUCUUACAGAUGCCAUUGGAUUUCGCUUCUCCAAAGUCUAAAAGCAGCAGCCCUUGUUUCUUAGGAAGGCCUGCAUGCUAAACAAACCCUUUCCCUGCCUUUCCUCUGUCUCAUCCCUCUUUCCACUUGAUGCAUGUGCAGCCUUUGGGGAGAGAUGAUAUUUUGGGGGCUGGCUCGGACUCUUGACUUUGAAAAACAUGCGGUUUCGUCUCAGCUUCUUUUUCAGUCUCUGCCAGAAACAGUCUGCUUCCUCGCAGCAUAACUCAAGGAACGGGAUGGGCUGCAUUCUUACACGGACCAGCCAUUCCAGUUUCAAGCAGUGCUCAGUGUAUUUAAAUAAUAAUAAUAAUAAUAAUAAUAAUAAUAGCAUAAGAUAUCUAUAGAAUACAGACAGCCCUGCUUGGAAAUGAGUUGCUGAAUCAAUUUCUCCUCCUGCUAAGUGCAGAAGAAACUACGGAGCAGUUUGCUGAUUGACCUGGCUAAAACUCAUAUGGUUUGCUGUCUAGGGGCCGUUAACUCUGUUCGGCUUUCUCAAUAUCUUCCAAAUUUGUCAUUGCUAAUGCACGCUUUUGUUCCUGAGUGGGGGGGGGGGGCGGCUUGGGCAAGUGAAUCUUGAGUGAAGCCCCCAACAGGCCCUUGGCUGCAUUUUUACUGGCAGGUCAAAAUGUUUUCAGUUACUAAUUUCCAGAGGGGAAGCUGUGAUCGCCUGCUACAGUAGAAGCGGAUAAAUAAUAAUGCAGUAACCUUGUGGCAGGGACGCGGGUGGCGCUGUGGGUUAAACCACAGAGCCUAGGACUUGCUGAUCAGAAGGUCGGUGGUUCGAAUCCCCACAACGAGGUGAGCUCCCGUUGCUCAGUCCCUGCUCCUGCCAACCUAGCAGUUCGAAAGCAUGUCAAGUGCAAGUAAAUAAAUAGGUACUGCUCCGGCGGGAAGGUAAACAGCGUUUCUGUGUGCUGCUCUGGUUCGCCAGAAGCGGCUUAGUCAUGCUGGCCACAUGACCCGGAAGCUGUACACCGGCCGCAACCCCAGAGUCGACCACGACUGGACCUAAUGGUCAGGGGUCCCUUUACCUUUUAACCUUGUGGUGCCUUAAAGGCAGCAAGUUCAUUGGGGGCAGCAGUUCCUAAACUGUGGCCUGUGAGCAUCAUCCAGGUUUCCCGCAGUGUGUCUGGAAAAAUACAAUUAAAAAUCAUGCAUCAUCUAGCACAGCACUUUACAGGUGCUACAGUGAGCGGAAGAAUUAUGAAGGGGUCCACCAAGACCCUCAGCAAUUUUCAAGUGGUCCAUGGGGGAACCAUAGUAUUAGGGUAUGUGCUCUGCAGAACUCUACAGUGGUACCUCGGGUUAAGUACUUAAUUCGUUCCGGAGGUCCGUUCUUAACCCCAAACUGUUCUUAACCUGAAGCACCACUUUAGCUAAUGGGGCCUCCUGCUGCUGCCGCGCCGCCGGAGCACAAUUUCUGUUCUUAUCCCGAAGCAAAGUUCUUAACCUGAAGCACUAUUUCUGGGUUAGCGGAGUCUGUAACCUGAAGCGUCUGUAACCUGAAGCAUAUGUAACCCGAGGUACCACUGUAGUUUCCUUACACUUGUGGCAUAAUAAACUGGUUGGUCAUUUAAGGUGAAUUUUAGUUGCUCCAUCAGCUUGGAUAACAAAACAGUUAUCAAUAGCAAUUUUUCUUGCAGGUCUUACUGCUUUCUGCUUUUGUUCUUGUAUCUGUUUUAAGGUAUGUGGGUUGGUUGGGUUUUUAAGCCUUUUGUGCAUGCUCCUUUUUAGACAUUGCAUUUGGAAAAGGAGCCAAGAAAAGGUUCAAGUGAAUUAUAACUUGUGGGCGGUUUUUGCCUAUUUAGUGUGCCAUAUUUCUGUGACAUAUUUUUAAUUUUGCAAAUAGACACUUUGACUAUUGGCACUGGCCAGGGAUGUUUUGUCGAAUGUGCUGCGAUUCCUUAGGAGUGUCAGAAGCACUUAUAAGCGCAGAACGUAACUCAGCUUCCUGAGGAUGUCAGCUUUCAUUCUUUCCACAUAUAAUACAGACAUACAGGAAACAGGUUUCUAGCCCUUAUGUUUAUGAAGAGAUGGAUGAAAGAAUAUUGGCUCUACAGACGCAGAUGCAAAUAAAAAACAGAAAUACAGACCGGAAAAGUACACAACCAAACAAUUCAAAAAAGAGAAAAAGAACCCACCAAAGAUUUAAAAGAAAGAUUUGGGGGCAAGGGAAUGCAGAUUUAUUCCAAAAUAUCUGUGGUAAAAAGCUCUUUCUGUCUGUCUGUCUUGGCCAGGGGCCAGCAAAUUUUUUCAGCAGGGGGCCAGUCCACUGUCCCUCAGACCUUGUGGGGGGCCGGACUAUAUUUUGAAGGGAAAAAAUAAACUAAUUCCUAUGCCCCCAAAAUAACCCAGAGAUGCAUUUUAAAUAAAAGCACACAUUCUACUCAUGUAAAAACACGCUGAUUCCCAGACUGUCUGUGGGCCGGAUUUAGAAGGUGAUUGGGCCGGAUCUGGCCCCCAGGCCUUAGUUUGCCUGCCCAUGGUCUUGAUGCAUUUUGUCCUAAAAUGCAGUGUUUUUUAGAUGUAUUUUGGUCCUUUAAAAAAUAAAUAAAAACAACUGACUAUUUUGCAGAAUGUGCAGAAUCCAAAGGGUAAUUUGUUCCAGCCCAGGUAUCAUUAGUCCAGGAGGUCGUAAUUAGGUCAAUGUGCUUAAAAAGGCAGCCCUGGCAGAAUUCUCCAUCCCUAGCCAAACACAAAGGCCUCCAGUCCUGUGGGAUUUUCAAUUGCCUUGGAAUAACACCCACCCCCCACUGGCACAUCACACAAAGUUUGGGGGUCUGCCCUAGAUCCCCAGACACCGUACCCUGCACUGGGAAGGGAGGCCAGCAGGACUGGUAUUGGAGAAACAGAAACCCAGAGCUCCCUCAGGCAUGCAAACUAAUUUCCCCCAUUUCUUCUGGACCCUGGCCUAUAAAUUCUCCCAUAAACACUUCAUUUGCAACCCUCUUCUUUUUCGCAAGAAAAUAUUUUGCAGAUGUCUUCGUGCCUCUAAAUCUUCAUUACCCCCCCUUCUCUUCCAGUGUUCAGAUCUUUGGGGACAUCUGUUCUUUGCACUGAUGCCGCAGUGAACAACUGAGCGUUUUGAGGGGUGCAAAACUUGUUUUAUGUGGUUGCAAGCAGAGAGAGAACUUGGUUGUAUCUGCAGUGCUUUUCCCAUCCCAGUUGGCAGUAGCAGGUGGGCAGCUAUGCUGCUUUUUUUAAUUUACACAGCACAUCAUUUGCACCCGAGCUUGACAUUGCAUCUGGAAAUGUUUAGUGGCGUUGGAACAGCUGCGAGAUGUUUAAAGGACCCUGUAGUUUUGUUGUGGGUUUGUCUGUCUUUCUUUUUUUCCUGUUAGCUAACCUUUUCUUCUUCAAGGGUCACUGCGCACUGGCAGGGAGUAGAUGACGAGCUCAAGAGAAGCAGAGUUCAAGUGCAGAAAGGAAACAAUCCAUUUGUUCUCUCUCACGGCCAUGGAAGACAAGGGGUUUUUUUUGCCCAUGACCCUGACCAUUUGAGCCUCUGUCUGUGUUUUGUGCAAUGCCUGAAUGAUGUUAAUGUCAUUGCAUCAUUCAGCGGCAGGGAAUCUUUUUUCAGACUGAGGGCCACAUUAACCUUCUGGGCAAUGUUCUGAGGGCCAUUUGCUGAUAAUGGUUGAGGCCAAUUUCUAAUUGGAAAUCACAAGAAGUUCCUACCAUUGUGGAGUGGCAGUCGAAAAUGACAGACUAUGCGGAACUAGCCAGACUGACCGGAAGGAUUUGGAACCAGGAUGACCAGAGAUUCCAGGACAAUUGGAGUAAAUUUAUUGAGUAUUUGAAGGACACCUGCAAAAGCUUAAAAACACUAGCAGGAUUGAAGUAACUCCUACACUGUAAAAUAGAUAAAAUGUGAUGAUAAAAUACGUGAAAAGAAAGUGAUAAGGGAUAUCAACUGAAGGGAGGGAGGGAGGUCACAGCUCGGCAGAGCAAAAAGGUUUAUAUAUUGAUGAAUGUAUGGAAAGAAAGAAUAUGUAAAAAAAAAAAAAAAUUAUUGGGGGGGAGAUAAUGGGCGGGGCCAGAUACAAUAACAAUAAUAUUAUUUGAACCCCAUCCAUCUGACCGGGUUGCCCCCGCCACUCUGGGCAGCUUCCAUCACACAUAAAACAUAAUAAAACCUCAAACAUUGAGAACUUCCCUAUACAGUGGUACCUUGGGUUAAGUACUUAAUUCGUUCCAGAGGUUCGUUCUUAACUUGAAACUGUUCUUAACCUGAAGCACCACUUUAGCUAAUGGGGCCUCCCGCUGCUGCUGCGCCGCCAGAGCACAAUUUCUGUUCUCAUCCUGAAGCAAAGUUCUUAACCCGAGGUACUAUUUCUGGGUUGGCAGAGUCUGUAACCUGAAGCGUAUGUAACCCGAGGUACCACUGUACAGGGCUGCCUUCAGAUGUCUUCUAAGGGUUAUAUAGUUAUGCCAUCUGACGGAAGGGCAUUCCACAGAGAGGGUGCUGCUACCGAGAAGGCCCUCAGCCUGGUUCCCUGUAGCUUCACUUCUCGCAGCAAGUGAACCGCCAGAUGGUCCUCAAAGCUGGACCUCAGUGUCCGGGCUGGAUGAUGGAGGUGGAGACGCUCCUUCAGGUAGACAGGGCAGAAGCCAUUAAGGGCUUUAAAGGUCAGCACCAACAGUGAAUUGUGCUGUGAAACAUAUAAGGGCAUUGUCUUCUUUCUCUCGCAGAGCAAAAUAGGGCAAGGAAGGUGCAUGGCUUCUCGCGCAAAACUCGGCACCCACUUGAACCCAAGUCUCUGCAGCGCUGGUCUCCACACCAGUGCACUGACUCUCCAGAAUUUGCUCUUUGUGCAAAGGGUUGACGUCAGUGAGCCACUGGGUUGCUUCUAAAUCUUACGUAACUUUUGGAAAUGUAGCAACCGUCUUUUUAUCCCCGCAAGAGAACAUCUGGAUUUUCUUUUGAACGAGGUUGACCGCUUUUCUUCAUAAGACGAUCAUUUCAGAAUGCCUGAAUAAAUUCUAAUUUCUUUCCCCCUUUUUUAUUAAAUACACCACAUGCAAAAAGAAAAUAUAAAGAUACACAAAUAUCCAUCACCUCCUAACAACAACAAAAAGAAAAAGAAAAAACAACAACAGCAACAACAACAACACCAACACCAAUACAUUAAAUAAAUUUUCAUUUCUUGCUGCUUACAAUGUUCUUCUCACUCGUCCUGCCUGCAUAAUUCAGGGUGGCUGGUUACAUGCCAGCAAACCCUCACAGCUUCUGGUGUUUCAGAUCCUCAAGAUAGGAGACUCUCCAAGGGCCCAGAAUCUCCCUAAGAUUUUGAUGGUGUCUCUUGCACUUCCUCAUUCACCAUCUCUAUGGGUGCUGAAAAGUGCCCUCUGCCUUUGAGCUUUUUGCUCUCCUGCUUUCAAGGCUUGCUGGGUGCUGGGAGAGGGGUGUGGUCUGGAAUGCUUUCUAAAGACACUGUGUCCGUCAGCUGUCGCCCCCCUGGUGCUUCCUCUUCCUCUUCCUCCUUCUCCUCCUCCUCCUCCUCCUCCCAUUAUUUCCCAGCUUUCCCCCUCAUCUGCCUCUGAACUGUGACCUCCCUCAAACCCCUGUUAUAAUUCUGAACUGUUGUCUUCUUCUCUGGAAGGUUCAGGCUGGGGGAGGGGGGGUCUCCACCAUUCCUCCUCUGCCCAGUCCUGACACUUACUUAGUCGUUCUCCCCACUUUAUUCUCACAACAGCCCUGUGAGGUAGGUUAGACUGAGAGUAAGUGUCUGGGCCCAAGUGCACCCAGUGGACUGAGUGGGGAUUUGAACCCUGCUCUACGAGGUCCUAGUCCAACACUCUAACCACUGUACUACAAUAGCUCUUGCAGAUAUGCAUCAGUGUAAAGGAAAAAGCGGCUGGUGGUUGUUGAGUGCUAUUGGGUGAUUGGCUUCCUUGUCAGCUUUGCCGAUUCUUUUAUAGGUCCACGGACUUGGGGUUCACCUCCAUCGUUUCGUUUUCUUCCAGGUGAUCCUCCACAAGCAGCUGCUUGGAUUGGGCAGUGCAUCCUCUACCUGUUGAUUAUGGUCUUUGAGAAGACGACAGUUGGCCUUGUCUUGCUCAUUCCUGGCUGGACGAAGGUAAGAAAGGUGUAUGUUAACUAUUCCUUAAGAGGAGGCAGAAAAGGCUUGGCCUGAGGACAGGGAGGGGAACAAGCCGUCCCAAAGCUUUCCCCCAAAGAAUCCUGGGAACUAUCGUUGGAUAAGGGAGCUACAGUGUUCUGAGCGGUGAAACAAACAAUCCCUCUUUCUAGGGAACUCUGGGUAUUGUAGGUCUGUAAGGGGAAGAGGGGGUCUCCAAACAACUCUCAGCACCCUUCUUAAACUACAAUUCCCAGAAUUCCCAGCCCUAACUGCUUAAAGCGGUACGAUACUGUUUUGAAUGCAUAGUGCAGAUGGGACCUUAAUCUAGAGCAUGGGUAGGCAAACUAAGGCCCAGGGGCUGGAUCCGGCCCAAUCGCCUUCUCAAUCUGCCCCAUGGACGGUCCGGGAAUCAGUGUGUUUUUACAUGAGUAGAAUGUGUCCUAUAAUUUAAAAUGCACCUCUGGGUUAUUUGUGGGGCCUGCCUGGUGUUUUUACAUGAGUAGAACGUGUGCUUUUAUUUAAAAUGCAUCUCUGGGUUAUUUGUGGGGAACAAAAUAUAGCCCCCCACAAGGUCUGAGGGACAGUGGACGGGCCCCCUGCUGAAAAAGUUUGCUGUCCCCUGGUCUAGAGAUACUUCUUGGGUUAGAUUCAGUGGAGUCGCCCAUACUUUCAUGCAUGGCUAAUGGGUGAAUUUGUAAAAAAACUGUCCAGUAGCACCUUAGAGACCAACUAAGUUUGUUCUGGGUAUAAGCUUUGUGAUGCGUUCCUUUGAGCAACAGAUGAGACACCUGAAACCCUGGGUUUGUUUUUAACCUGUGGAUCUGCUCGCAAGGAAGGAAUAGGGAAAACUAUAGGGAUGUGGGUGGCGCUGUGGGUUAAACCACAGAGCCUAGGACUUGCCGAUCAGAAGGUCGGCGGUUUGAAUCCCUGCGACGGGGUGAGUUCCCGUUGCUCUGUCCCAGCUCCUGCCAACCUAGCAGUUCGAAAGCACAUCAAAGUGCAAGUAGAUAAAUAGGUACCACUCUGGCGGGAAGGUAAACAGUGUUUCUGUGUGCUGCUCUGGUUCACCAGAAGCGGCUCAGUCAUGCUGCUCACAUGACCCGGAAGCUGUACACCAGCUCCCUCAGCCAGUAAAGUGAGUCGUCUGCGACUGGACCUAACGGUCAGGGGCCUUUACCUUUAACCACCACGAAGGAAUCCCUGAUUCGCACAUUCUUGCAAACGCAUUCCCAAAUGGGCUGGGGACAGCUGAGUGUGAUGCGUGGCUGCAGUUUUAAAAUCUGUAGAUCAUUGUGAGAUGAAAGGAAAAUCGCAAACAACUUGGGUGUCUAGAUUUCCUGAAAUGCUGGGCUUGAAACUCACCAACUCUGCGCGAAGCCAGUUGUAACAUUUUCAGACUUGGCAAGGCACAUUUACGAAUGUCCUCAACUGCAAAUGUACCCUUUCCUCUCUAGAUAGUGUGGGUAGGGAUGAUGGGAUUUGUAGUCCUACCUAACAUCUGAAGGGGAUCACAUGGACCAGACCUUGUUUAGUAAGCAUGCAAGACACAUUUAAUCUCUUUGAAAGGUGUAUGGUAUUUUAUGCCUUUUCCAGCUUCAAGAGAUUCUUCUGAACUACAUUCCUGAUCCACAGCUGGAGCUGGUGUUGGUGAUGCUUGUGGUCCCUUUUAUAGUCAACGUGAGUAACUUCUGGGAGGAAAUCUUGAGCUUUCUGUCUGUUUUGAGGCUGCAAUCUUGAAGCGGCUGGGGGGGGGGGAUUUUCACCCUGUGAUAAAAUACUGAUGUGGAGGAAGACCUCAGCCUUUGGAAAUAUGAGGUGGUGGCUGGGCUCUGAGGAAAGCCAGGUGGACUGGAGGCAUGAAUCGGGGAGAAAUUUGAUUCUGUUAUAUUUAAAGGCACACAUACCUAAUUCACACUUGCUGGGGGGUGGGGAAGUGUGCUGAGACACAGUCGUCCUUCAGAACUUGCUCUCUUCAAGCACGUAAUGCCUAGAUUAAGUACCGUAUUUUUUGCUCUAUAAGACUCACUUUUUCCCUCCUAAAAAGUAAGGGGAAAUGUGUGUGCGUCUUGUGGUGCGAAUGCAUGCUGCGCAGCUAUCCCAGAAGCCAGAACAGCAAGAGGGAUUGCUGCUUUCACUGCACAGCGAUCCCUCUUGCUGUUCUGGCUUCUGAGAUUCAGAAUUAUUUUUUUCUUGUUUUCCUCCUCCAAAAACUAGGUGCGUCUUGUGGUCUGGUGCGUCUUAUAGAGCGAAAAAUACGGUACAUGCCCUGGGUCAAAGUGUGCAUUAGAAAUGCAUAGAUUCGUGCAAAACAGUGUAAUGGAAGUGCAUUAUAUUGGGUGAAAUUGCUUUGCAAAAAUACAUCCACGCAGGGCCGUAGCUAGGGGGUGUCGAGGAAGGCCCCCGCCAUGGGUGCAUGUGAGGGCUGGGUGCAAAAUCAGCUAGAAUAUGCCCAUAAAUAUGUUUAUAAAUAAAAAAUAUUGAUUAUUGCCUCAUAAGAAAAGGUUUUUAAUAGAGGGUCUUUAUAUGACAUGCACGGGGGGGGGGGGUCGCGUUUCCCCCUAUUUUUCUUGGCUGGGGGGCGCAAUCUGGACGUUUUCUGCCAGGGGCGCAAGAUCACCUAGCUAUGGCUCUGCGUCUACUAGGGCAAACUCUUUUAAAAAUGUGAGGGAUAAAUUAGCACUAAAUAAAUAUAAAUGUAAACUAUAUUUAUUUAUACCCUGCCUUUUUCCCUGGCAGGACUCAAAAGGGGCUUACAGAUAAAAGUGCUGGUGCAUUUUUGUGCAGACGUUAAAAAAAUAAAAUUUCCACAAACUGAGAUGGAGAACUGAGAGUUAAAGACGAACAUGAGAAACAGAGAGAGACUGAAAUUGACAGAUUUGUCCAUUAUUGAUUCUUCUUCUUCGGCAAUCCCUCGUAGCCGAGUAAGAUUGUCUUCCAUAAACACGGUUUUAACAAUGAGUCCGUAAGUGACUGUGGAGGUCAAUUCUGGAUCCACACGUCCUUCCACAGCGGGGACAUUGGUUUCCAGGCGGGAGCUGAUCACAGUGUGGAUUUACCAAGCGUGCCUUCCUCCUAGCACGUUUCUCCCUUGCGUCCUGAGUUCGAGUGUCUUCAAAGCCCAUGACACCUUUGGCAAAGGCUGUUCUCUAACUGGAGCUUGCAGGCCAGUGUUUCCCAGUUGCCAGUGUUUAUACUACAUUUUUUUAGCUUUGCCUUGAGAUAGUCUUUAAACCUCUUUUGUUGACCACCAGCAUUACGCUUUCCAUUUUUAAGUUGGGAAUAGAGUAGUUGCUUUGGAAGACGAUCAUCAGGCAUCCGCACAACAUGACCAGUCCAACAGAACUGAUGUUGAAGAAUCAUUGCUUCAACACUGGUGAUCUACUGGUUCAUGAUGACAUAGGAAACCCUCUUUAUGCUGAGUGGAGACCGUGGGUCAAUUUAGGUCAGUAUUUGCUAUGCUGACUGGCAAUAGCUAUCCGGGAUUUCGGUCAGGGCUCUCAGCCAUACCUGGAGGUGCCAGCAAUCAAUAUCUUCUGCAUAUAAAACAGGCUCUCUACUACAGAGCAAUGGCAAUUGGCUCUUUCUGAAGCUGGGAAGCUGACGCUGAGGUUGGAAGCUCAAUGCAGCAUUAAAAAGAUUUGCCCUUUAAUUGUCUGCCCCUGAUGAAGAGGAACAAAUACCCCUCUCUUUUUGCUCUGAGGCCUGGGGGAAAGAGGUGGGAGGAGACUGACCAGAACCCACGGAUUCCGUAAUCCAGAGACCUCUUGGCAAGGCAACAAAACCAGAAAGUUGCAUUCUCAAAUUCUCUUCAAUAAGAAGCAAGAGUUUGGAAAAUAACAGGCAUUUUGCAUGUCUGCAAAAAUCUAAAGGAUAUAUAAUACAAGCACAAGUAGUGAUGACUGUACAGUGGUACCUCGGGUUAAGUACUUAAUUCGUUCCGGAGGUCCGUACUUAACCUGAAACUGUUCUUAACCUGAAGCACCACUUUAGCUAAUUGGGCCUCCUGGCACCACCGGAGCACGAUUUCUGUUCUCAUCCUGAAGUUCUUAACCUGAAGCACUAACGAUUUCUGUUCUCAUCCUGAAGUUCUUAACCUGAAGCACUAUUUCUGGGUUAGUGGAGUCUGUAACCUGAAGCGUAUGUAACCAGAGGUACCACUGUAUCUGGUUUAAGGGUGCUGGCUUUUUUGCAUAUCUGACAGAGCAGAAUUAUUUUUAAAGGGGAUUGGACCGGAGCUAUAAAAACAUGCUAGUAAAAAAAACCAGGAAGCUGCUAUCUGCACCCCAGCUUGUUCUAUCAAAUGACAAAUCGUACGGUGGUUGUUGUUUAAAAGAAGAAAACGUAGAGCAUUUAUGGGAAAUCUUUUCAUCUGCUGUUAAAACUGGCAGAGCAGUAGGAAGCCAUCAGCCGGGGAGGGGCGUAGAAAGAUUUGGCAUGUAGUGUUACUAUGUGAGCUCAUUAUAAAUUAAUUUCUUGCUAUCAUUUUCCACACUGAGACAGUCAUUAUUUUGCAACGAAGCGUUUUGGGAUCAUAUAAGUUGAGAGCGUUGCAGCUGUUUUCUUGACCAAAACUCGGUUUUACCUCUACCCUCGGUAUUUGUGCUGACGUUACAGUUCACAAGAAAUAAUAGUCUCUUAGUUUACAGUGCAGCGGUGGAGCGGUUGUGUGUGCGGUUGUGUGUGUGUGUGUGUGUGCACCCCAUGCCAGGGGUAGGGCACAAACAGAGCCCACCUUGCCUGCCCAGCCCCCAUCAAGGCCACACCAGCCCCGAUCGGCACGGCUGUCUUGCCCUUCUCGCGCCAGCUUCCCCAGAAUUGAGCCUUGCAAUUCCGCUUGGGGACAGCGACAACCACAUGUUGCACCCCCUGCCGCCCGCUGGGCAGCCGAUGAAGCACUUGGCAGGUGCAAACCCUCACAUCAGGCCCCCAGCACAGCAUGGCCUGGUGCUCCUUUCCGUGAGCGUUGGUUUCCCCAAUGCCAGAACAGGAGCGCCAGGCAUGAGGGUGCCCGCUUCACGAACCCCUAAAAAAUCUGUGCCCGGGGCCACAGCCUCUCUUGCACCCCCUACACUAUGCCCCUGUUACAGCGGUAUGUCUCUGAUGUCAGAGCCCUGUGGCAGGAGAGCGUUCAGUUUAAAUGCUUAGAAGAAACACAGGAUGGCUUUGUUUCUGAUCAGUCACUCUUAACUUUUGCUUUUUGUAAAGGAGUUCCUUGAAGUCCUGCCAGGGAACCAUGAAUGGAUUUGCUCCACCCUCCAAAACGCUGGCUUUUGUUUUAUGUGUCUGGGUGCUGCUUGUUCUUUUCUUGCGGUUUUUUUUUUGGACAGUGGUACCUCGGGUUAAGAACUUACCGUAUUUUUUGCUCUAUAAGACUCACUUUUUCCCUCCUAAAAAGUAAGGGGAAAUGUGUGUGCGUCUUAUGGAGUGAAUGCAGGCUGCACAGCUAUCCCUCUUGCUGUUCUGGCUUCUGAGAUUCAGAAUAUUUUUUUUCUUGUUUUCCUCCUCCAAAAACUAGGUGCAUCUUAUGGUCUGGUGCAUCCUAUAGAGCGAAAAAUACGGUAAUUCAUUCUGGAGGUCCGUUCUUAACCUGAAACUGUUCUUAACCUGAGGUACCACUUUAGCUAAUGGGACCUCCUACUGCCGCUGCACUGCCAGAGCACGAUUUCUGUUCUCAUCCUGAAGCAAAGUUCCUAACCCGAGGUACUAUUUCUGGGUUAGCGGAGUCUGUAACCUGAAGCAUCUGUAGCCUGAGGUACCACUGUCCUGACAUGGAAUCUUCUUUACAUUUUAGUGGGGACCCAAAACUGAACAACAGCAAUAACAAAGUAUAGCCUAUCUUCUGCGAAGAAUUUCCGUUUUUCCGCCCUGGAAGUACAGAGCCUAAUGUCUGUCCCUCUGUUCUUCAAGUACAGUUGUACCUCGGAAGUCGAACCGAAUCUGUUCUGGUAGUCCAUUCGACUUCCAAAACAUACGGAAACCAAAGUGUGGCUUCAGAUUGGCUGCAGGAAGGUCCUGCAGCCAAUUGGAAACCGCAGAAGCCCCGUUGGAGGUUCAGGUUCCAAAGAACAUUCGCAAACCAGAACACUCUUUUCCCGGAUUGUGGCAUUCGGGAGCCAAAACGUUUGAGAACUAAGCUGUUCAAUAACCAAGGUACAUCUGUAUUAAUAGUUCCCCCCCUUUGUUUUUCUCUCUUUUUAAGGCUGUUAUGUUCUGGGUAGUGGACAGCUUGAUCAUGAAGAAGCACAAGCAGAAAGAAAGCUUUGAAAUCAGUGGAGUGAUGGAAAUCUCACGAGCUUUGCGGGAUGAAGAAUACCAGGUGAGGGGGGCCACUAGGGGGCGCAUUGGAAGAUGGCCGAAAAUACCAUCUCUCCGACCCACACGGGGUAAUUAAGAGGCUGUUAUGGGAGUAGGCAGCCUCCCUUGUUGCCCCAAGGAAAUAGGGAACACUGCCCUUGCCUGCUGUGCCCAUAAAUCACCCCCUAAUUCGAAAGAAGGGGGUGAGGGCCCUAGGCAGAAUGGCCCCGUGUGGACCUCGGCUCUCCUGGACGCUGUCUCUGAUCGCGCACUAGUUGCAGCAAUUUGGAAUAAUUAAUUACAAAAGAAGCAAAUGCACGUAUUUCAAGUGAAGAAGGGAGUGAAGUCUGCUAAUUUAAGUGACCUCUGCGAAAGAAGACGACGGGCUGGAGAAACAGGAAUAUUUUACGAUGAAGAUACACCAAAGGCGGGGUAUGUUGACAACGGGGCUGAAUGGGGGGACCUUUUUACUUUCCUUCUAUGUGAUUUACAAGAACCCCCCUCAUUAGAACCGUCGGUUGAACUGACCCAAGCAGGAUGAUUAAGGUCUGUGUGGAGAUAAACUUUAACCAAAAGUAUGCUUUAUGGAGACCGAGAAGCAAUAAGAGCUUUUGGGAAUGGCGCAGCAAUUAAUUCGAGUCGCCAUCUUGCCAAAGGAUUUAUAGCCGGGAGGAAGAACGGACUUGUUUUCAGACUGCAUUCCUAGUGAAUCUCCUCAGAGGUUUUGAGAAAGGAGGCAGAUUGGUGAAGAUUAAUGACGCUAAGACUGUUUUGAUGUAUGGAAGUGAUGUUAUAUGGAAAACGUCUGGAUAUGGCUACUGGAUAAAAAAAAUAAUAUCCACGCAGGAUUACAAACUGUUCUAACCAGCUUGCGAAGACUAUCAGAGGUCACAGAGAGAAAGGAAAAAUAUAUGAAAAUAACAACAAGAGAUGUGGAAAAAUAAUAAGAAAGGACUGGAUAGUACUGUGAACAUCAUAAGGUUAGAUUUGUGGACAUUAAAACAGCAGUAAGAAGCAAGAAGUUGAUUGGAUCCCUUCGGAACUUGAAAUAUGGGUACCCCCAACAAAAAUUUAAAAUUCGGCUGUGUAAUUUGGAAUUUAUGUAAUUUGGUUUGAUUUGAUGUGAUUGGUCGGUUAAUAAAAAAUUAUUCAUAAAAAAAAAGAAUACCAGGUGAGAACAGAAGACCCAUCAAAUUAAAAAGGUAAAGGUAAAGGGACCCCUGACCAUUAGGUCCAGUCGUGACCAACUCUGGGGUUGCGGCGCUCAUCUCGCUUUAUUGGCUGAGGGAGCCGGCAUACAGCUUCCGGGUCAUGUGGCCAGCAUGACAAAGCCGCUUCUGGCGAACCAGAGCAGUGCACAGAAACGCCAUUUACCUUCCCGCCGGAGCGGUACCUAUUGAUCUACUUGCACUUUGACGUGCUUUCAAACUGCUAGGUUGGCAGGAGCAGGGACCGAGCAACGGGAGCUCACCCCGUCAAAGGGAUUUGAACCGCCAACCUUCUGAUUGGCAAGCCCUAGGCUCAGUGGUUUAACCCACAGCGCCACCCACGUCCCUAAUUCUCUUACCUUUUUAUUAUCAUUUUUAUUCCACCUUUCCCCCAGAACUGGGAGUCAAGAUGUCUUACAAAAACUGGCACGACACUGCUUUAAAUGUAUGGUGCAGAUGUCACCUGAGAUUUCUUUUGAAUAAGUGGUUGUACACAAUGCGGAGAUUCUGCCCUCUGGGAUAUUGGCUGUCCUGUUUGCAGAAGUCCUUCUGAGGAUUUCCCCAACAUUUUCACAGCGUUAAAUGCUCCCUCUUGCCCUUUCUCUUUUCUUUUAAGAAGAAGCUAAAAGGAAAAGAGGGACGCAGGUGGCGCUGUGGGUUAAACCACAGAGCCUGGGACUUGCCGAUCAGAAGGUCGGCGGUUCGAAUCCCCGCGACGGGGUGAGUUCCCGUUGCUCGGUCCCUUUGCCUUUGUAAAAGGAAAAGAUUUUCUAAAAGGAAAAGAAAGUCCAGCUGAUUUUGUGUGCAUCAAGCACAAGAUUCUAAAAAUGGACAUUGCUCUGCUAUCCAGCGCAAGCCAAACAUCCUUUAAAAUCCUAGUAAAACCUCCAGAUAUUUUGCAGGACAACUCCUGGUCCCUGUACUCCCUCCUGUUCCAGAACUUCUGCAGGGCAUCUGGUUGGCAAAGGAUGAAAUAGAAGUUCUUGUGAGGUUCUCAAUUUUCCGCCAUAAAAUGAGCAGCGGUGACUCACUGACUUGGUGCAAGGAAGAAAUCUUAAGAAAAGGGGGGGGGGAAAUCCCCACCCCACAUUGGAACACUCAAUGCAGGCAAUGGACAGUAACCAGGCAGGUCGAAAUCUUCCUGUUGUUCCCAAAAGCAGGCAAGGAAGCUCUUCCUCUCGGCUCAGUGUCCUCCACGACCUUCGUUGCAAGUUCAAAGGAAAAGAUCCAUAAUAUUUUCCCGGCAGGUCUUUGUUCUCGGCCUUUGCUAACACAACUUGGGCCCCUGGGGAGGUUGUGUUUGUAGCAUCCCAUGUCUCUGUUUGCAUAUGACAUUAUGGUCAAAGGGCAUAACGAGGGUAGUUGAUCGUUUAACCUCGCUCCUGUCGGUUUCCAGGGACUGCGUGUGUUUGUAUUGAAAAUUCAGAUCUUUGGCAAUGUACAAAUUCUAGCUGGAAGGAAGAGGAGGAGACCUCCUAGUUGCAGUAGACAGUGGUUGGCUCGCUGCCUCUGUCUACUGUAUAGAGAGACCUUCACUCUGUCCAGGGCAAUUAAAAAUUGAGCCUUAAAAACCAGCCUUUCUCAACCUGGGGGUCCCCAGAUGUUGUUGAACUACAACUCCCAUCACCCUUAGCUAGCAAGGCCAGAGCUCAGGUGAAAUAUACUCGGAGUCGAGAGUGGAUUUCAUGCUCUUUAUUCAGCUCAUAGUGGUGAGGAGGAAUGGAAGUUCCCCCAGAAUGUCUGCUUUAUAUACAUUAUUUACACAAUGGGCCCCACGUGAUUGGCUAAUUCCGGGAUUCACCUGUAGCCAAUCUGGUUGCGGAUUCACUUCCACCUGGAGCUGGAUUGGGUGGCUCGUGUGGACCACUCAGACUGCUGCAUUCUGGACCCUAUUGUUCUAGGACCAAUCAGACUGCUGCAUUCUGAAUCCUAUUGUUCUAGGACCAAUCAGACUGCUGCCUUUUGGAUUCUAUUCAACUCCCAACAUCAGGGAUGAUGGGAGUUGUAGUCCAACAACAUCUGGGGACCCACAGGUUGAGAACCACUGCAAAACAGUUUAAAACAAACAUCAGCCGCAGAAAUUUUAGAUAUAGCAGCGUGCAAGUGGACCCUCUGGAACGUGAAGGAUUGGUUGAGGUCGAUCUUAAUCAUAGUUCUUUGCUCACUCAGCUGAAAAUACUUGGAACAGACUUCCCUUCAGUUUCUCCUCCUGCUCCUCAAAGAGAUGUAGAGACUUUUAUUUUAUUUUUUUACCUGGACUCCUGGCUUCACUUCUGGUCAAGUACCUCAAAAGCUUUAUCCGCAUUGAUCAGGUCUGGCUGCAAGCAGGCGCCAAGAGCUAUCCACCCCACUUAGAUUUCAGGUCCUAUCUUUGAAAUAAAGCUCUCCAUUCUUCGCAGUGCGGAGUGCGGCAGAGGGGGCAAAGUAUACAGCUCCUGCACGGCUUGAAUAGGGGCAGACCAAAUAUUCAUGCAGUCCUUUGCUUUCCUUCGCAAGGAAAUAAAUGCCAGGCUUGCUGCCCAUUCUGGAAGGAGAAAUGCGCAAAACCUGCCUAGAAAUCGUACCUUUAGAAACUCGAGUAUAAUAAUAAUAAUAAUAAUAAAUUUGGUGGGUUUUUUGCCCCCAGCUGUCUCAAGAGACAAUAGAGUAUGUCUCCACAGGUGAAGACAAACCACCGUGUUAGCAGCCCUGAGGUGAUCUUCCUGGGACACCAAGGGUCAUCUAGUCCUACCCCCUGCAAUGCCAGAAUCUCAACACUCAGUCCCCCACCCAGUUUGAAACCACCCUAGACCCUGCUUAGCUUUGUAAAUGUGCAAGCCCUUUUAUUGCUGCUCCACUAGGAGGACAGGAGUAUUAUAUUGCUUUAAAUCAGCCUUUCUCAACUUGUGGGUCCCCAGAUGUUGUUGAACUACAACUCCCAUCACCCCUAGCUAGCAAGGCCAGAGCUCAGGGAUGAUGGCAGUUGCAGUCCAACAACAUCUGGGGACCCACAGGUUGAGAACCACUGCGUCACGUCUUUCCCCCAGAGGAUCCUGGGAGCUGUAGCUUGAUAAGGGUGCCAAGACCCCAUUUCCCCUCACAGUGCUCCAUUUCCCAGAAUUCCUUGGGAAAGAGGGACUGACUGACUGGCUUGACAAGACUUAGAGCAGACAGAAGGGGGAAGCAAUUAUUCACACAGCAUAUAGUUAAACAGUGGAACUCGCUCCCAAGGGAUGCCCACCACCUUGGACGGCUUUAAAGAGGAUUAGGCAAAUUCAUCACAGGGAUGCGGGUGGCACUGUGGGUUAAAUCACAGAGCCUAGGACUUGCCGAUCAGAAGAUCGGCGGUUCGAAUCCCCGCGAUGAGGUGAGCUCCUGUUGCUCGGUCCCAGCUCCUGCCCACCUAGCAGUUCGAAAGCACGUCAAAGUGCAAGUAGCUAAAAUAGCUACUGCUUCAGCAGGAAGGUAAAUGGCAUUUCUGUGCGCUGCUCUGGUUUGCCAGAAGCGGCUUAAUUAUUCUGGCCACAUGACCCGGAAGCUGUACGCCGGCUCCCUCAGCCAGUAAAGUGAGAUGAGCGCUGCAACCCCAGAGUCGGUCACGACUGGACCUAAUGGUCAGGGGUCCCUUUACCUUUAUCUUUUGGCAAAUUCAUGGCUACAUUUUGUAUUCACUGUCAGCUCUGAAUGCCAAUUGCUGGAAAUUGCAAGCCAGGAGCGAACUAUUAAGCUCAGAUCCUGCUUCCAUACUUCCCCUUAGAGCAGGGGUAGGCAACCUAAGGCCCGGGGGCUGGAUCCGGCCCAAUCACAUUCUCAAUCCGGCGUGCGGACGGUCUGGGAAUCUGUGUGUUUUUACAUGAGUAGAAUGUGUCCUUUUAUUUAAAAUGCAUCUCUGGGUUAUUUGUGGGGCCUGUCUGGUGUUUUUACACGAGUAGAAUGUGUGCUUUUAUUUAAAAUGUGGCUCUGGGUUAUUUGUGGGGCAUAGGAAUUUGUUCAUUUCCACCCCCCAAAAAAUGUAGUCCGGCCCCUCACAAGGUCUGAGGGACAGUGGACCGGCCCCUGCUGAAAAAGUUUGCUGACCCCUGCCUUAGAGUGUCUGCUUGGCCACUGUGAGAAAUCGGUAGCUCACUGGCCUGAUCCUGCAAGGCUUUUUUUUCCCUUACGACUUUAGGCACUACAUACUGUGGUGUUUGCCAUCCUCUCCCACUUCCUCCUUAAAUGGGAGGAUGUUCACUGUGUUUGGAUUUCCCCUUUAGCUUUCUGGUCAUCACAGGGGCUGCCUCCUCCCCACCCCCACCCUCGGCCUUCCUGCCCAUUGCAGCCUUAACAGUAACUAAAACACGGGCAGUUCCUACUGUUCCGUUUUCUGCAAAUGAACGUGCAACUUUGGGAGGUAGACAAGAAAGGAACAAACAGUCAUUUGUGCUGGAGCCAAGAAGAGCUGUUGGUACAUUGUUAACUACCCUGUUUUUCCGGGGGUGAGCUUUCAAAGCACUCUGCUGAAUGUUUGCGUUACAUUCUCUAAACAGUCCUAUGCACCUUGCGAGUAACCCCUGUUGAACUCAAUGGGACUUGCUUCUGAAUAGACGUGUAUAGGAUUGUACGGUGGUUAAAUAAAUUGGGGCAAUGCAGGGAAUGCCAUUAAGCUGAAUCUUUCUGCAACAGCGUCAGAAUUAUAGAACAAUCCAUCCGUUUUUGAUGGCCAUGGGUUGGUCAGUGUGGUGAUCAAAUUUGCUCGGCAUGUGUUUUAAUUUGUUUUAAGCUUACUGUUAAGGGACGCGGGCGGCGCUGUGGGUUAAACCACAGAGCCUAGGACUUGCCGAUCAGAAGGUCGGCGGUUCGAAUCCCUGCGACAGGGUGAGCUUCCGUUGCUUGGUCCCUGCCCCUGCCAACCUAGCAGUUCGAAAGCACGUCAAAGUGCAAGUAGAUAAAUAGGUACUGCUCUGGCGGGAAGGUAAACGGUGUUUCCGUGUGCUGCUCUGGUUCACCAGAAGCGGUUUAGUCAUGCUGGGCACAUGACCCGGAACCUGUACGCCGGCUCCCUCAGCCAGUAAAGCGAGAUGAGCGCCACAACCCGAGUCGGCCACGACUGGACCUAAUGGUCAGGGGUCCCUUUGCCUUUACCUUUACUAAGCUUACUGUUAUAUUUUAAAUGCCUGUUUUUAACAGUCUCUUAUUGAUUAUUUUAAUGGGGUUUUUUUUGUUAGUCGCUUAAAGGUUUUAUUAUAACAAAUGGUAGGUAAAUAAAAAAAAAAUUGAAUAUUUUUAAGUUUUUAAUCUGAUCUGUGUAGGUAGGGUUUAAUCCAUAGGAUUUCCUUUUCCCAAAAUUGUCCCACAAGGCAGCGAGUAUGGAUUGUACCUCAGGUUUCAGUCCCGAAGCCUUUCUCACAAAUGAGUGUGGCUGCAACAGUUUAGGAUCAGAGUCUUCCUUCUCCUAGAUGGGCUACAUUACACAAAUAUUAAAAAUAUGAAGCCUUAAUUAAGAUACACAAUAAAACAACCCCAUUGAAACAUUUAAAUACAAAUUUCCCUGGUUUAAAAGUGGCACUGUAUAAAUAAAAUAAGAAUUAAGUUGGCAUCUUGGUUUUCUGCUUUGGUUUUGCAGGUGCUGCUGUGUCCGGCUGUGGAUUUUGACCAUCCUGCGAGCGACCAGGAACAGUCAGGGUCUUUCCUCAGAGUGAAUCCGACGACAAGACCAUUGGACCACCCGGUUUCAGUUUAAAUGGGGAUUGCAAGCUGAGCCGAAAGGUGGGGACAGUGGCAACUGAGAGACCUGCAAUAAGGAUGCUUCUUCACAAAUGAUGCACCCAUCUUUGGUUUUCCGGAAAAGUGGAGCGUCUGUGGCAAUUAUGCAUUUAAAUAAGGACCACAAGGUGGCGCCAUCCCAUUGCAUCCAAAUGUGAUAAUGCGCAUGGGAUUCUCCAUCAUUCUUGGCCUUUUCUUGGUAGUGUGGUGUCGGGUAUUUGAUCGACAGAAGAUUACAUUGUUGGUUGCAUUUUGUUCUCCUGAGCUGUGCUCACACAGAUGAGACAGCGUGGGUUGACUUGAUUCUGGCUGGCCAGCUGGUGGCAGAUUUUGUUUGCGUCUGAAUGGUAACACUGCAUCCUUGAAAGAAUCAAGAUUGUAUGUCUGGAGUGACUCUUCUGGCACGCAAACUGCACAGAUCACUCGUAAAAAAAAAAACCAGGUUGCAAAACUCUGUUUUGAAAACAGAAAGCCUGAGGACUAAUCUCGACUCAACUGUUGUUGCUUUUUUACGCUUUUAUUAUAAGAAGUGUAAUAAAUGUUUGAUAUUUAAA
Molecule: messenger RNA, 39563 nt
Organism: Podarcis lilfordi (Lilford's wall lizard)
Lineage: Eukaryota; Metazoa; Chordata; Lepidosauria; Squamata; Lacertidae
Source: the annotation of a GenBank genome assembly